AUGUCGCACGCUGCUUCCGCUUCCGCUUCCGCUGAAACCCUCAAUGGUAUCUCGGACCCGGUCAAGAAGGACCACAGAGAGCUCGAGGAGUACUACAACAACAUCCUCAGUGCCAACACCGAGGAUGAAAAAACGCGCUGGGCCAACCAGUUUGUUUGGGAACUUGCCCGCCACAGUGUUGGGGAGGAAUUAAUCAUGUACCCUUGCAUGAGGAAGGUUCUUCGGAAUGGGGAUGCUAUGGUUGAGAAGGAUCUCGCCGAGCACCAAGAGGUCAAGGAGCAACUGUUCAAGUUCCAAAAUUUGAAUUCGGCCGACCGAUCCUUCGAGCCCCUCCUCCGCACCAUUUGGACAGACUUGUCCAAGCACAUUAAAGAAGAAGAGGAGAAUGACCUCGUCCAGCUCGAGCAGGCCCUCUCCUCCGAGGAGUCCAUUGAUCUCGCAAAGAGUUUCCAGCGCACAAAGAAGUUCGUCCCGACUCGUUCUCACCCCUCUGCGCCCAACCAGCCCCCGUUUGAGACUGUUGUGGGAUUGUUGACGGCGCCGAUGGAUAAGUUGAAGGAUCUUUUUGCGCGCUUCCCCAAGGAUAAUUAG
Molecule: messenger RNA, 591 nt
Organism: Linnemannia hyalina
Lineage: Eukaryota; Fungi; Mortierellomycota; Mortierellomycetes; Mortierellales; Mortierellaceae
Source: the annotation of a GenBank genome assembly